AUGGUGAGACCCUGUCUCAAAAAAAAGACCAAAAAAAAUCAGGUGGUUUUUAACCUCUCCCCAGUGUUCACCGCAGGAGGAGCAGGCACGACACCUUCUGCCGCAUUCCCAGGGCUUCCGAGUCAGGAGGGUGCCUCUGAGUCUGUCCUCUUCCUGGAAGCCAGCACCACCGGUGAAAAGAACAGUUCCCAAUGGAGAAAAAGCAGCUCCUUUUUCUUAGAUAGUGGGCAUCGCAUAGGACCCAAACCUCAUCCCAUCUUCCCUUCCAUCCUUCUGGGAGCUGAGCAAGUGCUUCUGUUUUGGUUGUUUCUCAUGCAAGAGGAAGUGAGGAAAUUAGGUUUGGGGUGGGGUAGGGGUAAAGCUUUGGGAGGCAAAAAAAACCGGGCAGAUUAAUCAGGAAGGAACUUGAGGCCAGAUUAAUUUAAAUGUUCGUUACUUCCCCCGCCCCUCUCUGGCCGUUUGGAUUCCUGGAGAGCAUUACACAUGUGUCCCAUCCGAGGCCUCCGGCCCCAGCGGCCUCACUGUCCAUUUCCCCUGGAACAGAGGAUGCAUACCUGGGCUCUCCACCGAGGGAGAUGAUGCAGGGAGGGGAAUCCCACCUGCUGUGAGUCACCUGCUGGUGUAAAGGGCGGGCCUUGCACUGCAGAGACCUUAAAAAGACUCGGAGACAGAGGGAGGAAAACAAGGGGAACCAGCUCAGAAACUCUGUGAGCAGCAAGAACCAGAACCAGACACAGAACAGAAGAGAAUCAGGCUCCGAGCAAGGGGAAGUGGGAAGAGAUUCCUGCGGGACUGGUGCAAGCCCCUGAGCCAGGCAGAUUCGAGAAGCGGGUGACGAGAUGCUGGGGGGCACAGCUGUGAUGCUGCUACUGCUGCUCCCCUGGGCGGCGCAGGCCCGGGCAGUCUCUGGGAGCAGCAGCCCUUCCUGGGCCCAGUGCCAGCGGCUGUCACGGAAGCUCUGCACGCUGGCUUGGAGUGCACAUCCGUCAGCAGGACAUGUGGAUCCACCAAGAGAAGAGGGAGACGAAGAGAAUACCGAUGGCGUCCCCCACAUCCGGUGUGGGGACGGCUGCGACCCACAAGGGCUGAAGGACAGCAGUCGGUUCUGUCUGCAGAGGAUCUACCAGGGUCUGGUUUUUUACCAGAAGCUGCUGGGCUCGGACAUUUUCACGGGGGACCCUGCACUACUCCCUGAUGGCCUGGCAGGCCAGCUUCAGGCCUCCCUGCUGCGGCUCAGCCAACUCCUACAGCCUGAGGGUCCCCAGCGGGAGCCUCAGACGCCCAGCCUCAGCCCCAGCCAGCCUUGGCAGCGUCUCCUGCUUCGGGUCAAGAUCCUCCGCAGCCUCCAGGCCUUCGUGGCUGUAGCCGCCCGCGUCUUUGGCCAUGGAGCAGCAAACCUGAGCCCCUAAGGCCGACACCUAAGGGUGGCGCUCAGCUCUCUGCGGCUCGGGAAGGACAAAUCCACUAGCUCAGGCACCUGAGGGCCAGUGAGCGAGUUAGUCCGUUAAUUUUAAUGGGACCCACUUGUUAAAAAAUGACCAAUACUGACUCACGAUGUUGACCUGUGACAAAGCUGCAUAUUUAUUAGAUGGGAAGGGAAAUGUUGGUAUUAUUUAUCCUCACAGGCGCAGUCUGGGGAGGACUAUUUAUUGUAUUUAUAAGGAAUUAUGUUAUUUUUUUUCAAUAAAGACUUAUUUAUGUGACUCU
This is a messenger RNA of Chinchilla lanigera (long-tailed chinchilla), 1707 nucleotides long. RefSeq names its product interleukin 23, alpha subunit p19 (gene Il23a). The record is from RefSeq and is a predicted model, not a curated record. Gene Ontology annotation, cellular component: interleukin-23 complex; extracellular region. Gene Ontology annotation, biological process: immune response; positive regulation of T cell proliferation; positive regulation of T-helper 17 cell lineage commitment. Gene Ontology annotation, molecular function: cytokine activity. The coding region runs from base 840 to 1409 and encodes 189 amino acids. Lineage: Eukaryota; Metazoa; Chordata; Mammalia; Rodentia; Chinchillidae. The transcript is spliced from 4 exons.